AUGACGGAGUUGGGCUCUAUAGCCUCUUCGGCGAGCCAAGGUGUCCCUGUCGGAUUUUCAGAGACCGGUCCUCGAAAAGGAGCUCCGAAGAUCUUUCUUAUCAAAAAACCUCCCCCGCAGAAACCUCGCGUCCCAGUCCCAAUUGAAGGCCUUAUAUGGUCUCGCAAACGCCCAUCAAUCUUACAGAAAACCCCGGGAAGCUCUACGCCAAAAUCAGCCUCGUUCUCCGUUUCACGCACUGCUAAUGUGUCGGCAGCGACAGCCACGUCCACAUCCAUUUCACUCCCCUCCCGUAAAAGUGCAGAAGUCGUGGAAAUGGCCGGGGAGGUUAUUGAGCUAGUGAUUGCUCCAGGUAAACAGGCCCGGUCGUCCAACGGUGACCCGAUGGUCGUCAGUGACGAGGAGCCACCGUCGGUAGUUCGCAUUCUACGAUUACCAACCGAAGCGCUUCCAGUCGAUUCCUCCAAUCGACGGCGCAAAACGAAGCCUGAGGGACGUUCGCCCGAACCAUGUUUUGUGUGUCAAGUCAGCACUACCGGACAGCGGUUGGGUAUUCCCACUUGUUUGGAAUGUGACCGAACAUUUUUCCGCAUGUUCGUUGACAUAUUCAACCUUAAACGUUCUUGUUCAUGUCCUGUCUCCGGUGCGGAAACAACUCCAUUGUGCACACAGUGCCGAUUGCGUACUUGCAUGGAAAAAGCCUUGCGUCAGUGGGGUGCUCGACUUUCGCACCGGGCACUCCAGUCUUGGCUUUCGGUGGAUCAGUCUAUGGAUAUCCUGUUCAAAAAUGCCAAAAGCAUUGAUGAUAUAGUACCGCUUCUGGGAAAGUGUGGCUUAUCAAGCUCUCAAAUUCCGACUUUGGACUUUCCUGGAGACGGCACGUCUGUGUCCUCUGAUGACAGCACAAUUCCUAUGGAGGUAACUAAACGCAGGCUUCUCGAUAGCAAUAUUGGGAUUCCGACAGCUAUGCACACGCCUAGUUCUCCAGGUCGCCGACCGCUAGCUUCCUCAUCUGUGUCAAAAUCGAUCAAAGCCAAAAUUGAUUGGCCCAACAGUUCUAACAUAUCCCGCCCACUCCUGCCUAAGCCAUCACUCAAUCCAAACAUCCGUGUGAUUGAGCUCCCACCGAUGCCCAGUUCAUCGCAUACUACUGUUCCAGGACGACCGGUCAAAACCAUCAAACUGGAACCCUCGGAUACCUCGACGGACUCCUGUGCCCAACCCACAUACAUACAAGUGCACAAAGGAAGUACAACUAUCACCCGUGCCAUCUUACCGAAACCCAGCAUCGAUCAACCUCCGUCUCCCGUAUUGUCCACUGAAAUGGACGAAGUACUCGAUUCAGCACCGUUGACAGAGGAGGAAGUGCUUGGUCGCCGUUUAUCGCGAAUAAUCAAACCAGGUUUCAUGCAAGUUUUUUCUAAGCACUUCAAGAGUUUACCAUCCGAACCGCAAUUACUGGACACCGCAUUGGACAAUCGAAGCACACUGUUCCAACUGUUUGAGUUCUUCGAUUGGGAAUGGAACCUACCGAUUGAAGUCCCAUCCUCCGUCCGACAAGCCGUGUGGACCGUAUUUCACGAACAAUUCAAUGAAAGUUUAACUGAUAUGGUUCGAUUUAUCAAACGUGUCCCAGGGUUCCCGAUCCUGAAACCUCAAGAUAGAAUUCUACUCGUGCGCAACAGUGGCUUCGAGCUCGCUUUCUUGGUGCACUAUUUGAACUGGAACACUGAGUUCGUAUGUUGGCACGGUCCGGAGAAUUUCGUCCUUACGUUAGAACAAUUGUGCGCCAUAUUUCCGGCCGGAAUGAAAUUUUUCCACUAUGCGUUUACCAAUACAAAACGCUUGACCAAACUAACUCAGCAAUUGCAACAUUUGGGCUUGUUCGCGGCUCUAAUUAUUCUCGACGAUGAGUUACCCAAUUUAAACGACCGAGACACGGUGAAAGCCUUACGAGAGCGUGUGAUGGACGCAAUUCGAUACAACUUGAAAGUUCGUCAACAGGAUGUAGAAAAGGUGGUCAGUCGAAUCCAGAUUGGCGUGCAAAAAUUGCGUAAAAUGGGAGUCGAACAUCGAAAGGUUUUGGAAAGUUUACGUAGUGACGAUGCAUUUGAAUUCCCCGAUGAUUUGUACGCUGAACUGUUCGAGCUGAUUUCUGACUAA
Messenger RNA from Echinostoma caproni, 2163 nucleotides. The record is from the annotation of a GenBank genome assembly. Lineage: Eukaryota; Metazoa; Platyhelminthes; Trematoda; Plagiorchiida; Echinostomatidae.